Messenger RNA from Pochonia chlamydosporia 170, 906 nucleotides. Its product is annotated as bicarbonate transporter, eukaryotic. Gene Ontology annotation, molecular function: oxidoreductase activity, acting on the CH-OH group of donors, NAD or NADP as acceptor. The transcript is spliced from 4 exons. NCBI's taxonomy places the organism in Eukaryota, Fungi, Ascomycota, Sordariomycetes, Hypocreales, Clavicipitaceae. The coding region runs from base 1 to 906 and encodes 301 amino acids. Gene Ontology annotation, cellular component: cytoplasm. The record is from RefSeq and is a predicted model, not a curated record.
AUGGCACUCGAGCUCGAAGGCCAAAGUGCCAUUGUCACAGGCGGUGGCUCAGGCAUCAAUCUAAAGUUUGGUUGUUCCGUCGUGAUAGCCGAUCUCAACCUCCGUCCCGAAGCCACACAGCUUCUAGCCGAGUACCCUCACGACACACCAGCGGCAAACAGCUCCAAGCCAUCCGUACUAUUCCACAAGACGGACGUCACAUCAUGGCCACAGCUCACCUCGCUCUGGAAAAAAGCAAUCCAAGUCCACGGAAAGGUAGACAUAGUAGUACCUGGCGCCGGCAUCUUCGAGCCCGAGUGGAGCAGUUUCUGGCGCGCUCCCAAGACGGACACAAAUCCAGAUACACCGUCAAGGGACGCUGGUGACGCAGAGCCUGGUCGGUAUGCCGUUAUUGACUUGAAUCUCACAGCCCCUAUUCGACUCAGUCAGAUGGCCAUUGGACACUGGACCACGAAUAAACAGAAGGGAUGUUUGGUCAUCGUAGGCAGCAUCGCGGGAUAUUUGGACACGCCGAUUCGGCCGCUGUAUCACGCAACGAAACAUGGCAUUCACGGAUUCGUAUCGUGCAUGGCAUCACUUCGUGAUUCGCUCGGCAUUCGAGUUGGUGCUGUGGCUCCCGGAGCUGUUGACACUCCGAUUUGGGACCAAGGGUUUCCACUGACAAAGGAAAUGAGAGACGACAUGGCAUGGGUGGAUGUGGACGAGAUCGUGCAGGCCAUGUACCAGUUGGUAGUGGACAAAAACAUGGGCGAUGGGACGAUACUCGAAGUCCUGAGCUCGGCGACCAGAGUUCUACCAAGAUUCCCAGGUGCUUCGCAAGAGGUGAUUGACAUAGCUGCUGCUGGCUAUUUGAAGGCAGAAGGUCCUUUCUUGGCUGAACUGAAGAAGAACGGGCUGCGAGUCUAG